Molecule: messenger RNA, 2109 nt
Organism: Lates calcarifer (barramundi perch)
Lineage: Eukaryota; Metazoa; Chordata; Actinopteri; Centropomidae
Exons: 10
Coding region: 173-1408 (411 amino acids)
Molecular function (GO): protein binding
Source: RefSeq, a predicted model, not a curated record
UCCUGCCGCAGUUGUGGAGUGGAUGAAGCGGUGCGUCUCUGAAGGAUGGCGGAGUACUAAUAAAUCAGCCCGAGUUCGUCGAAAACAGCAGAGAGGAGCUGCGCAAAGUUACCGUACCUGCAGGAAAAUUCUCCCGUAACAAGGGCAUCGGCCUCGCUCUCCAGCUGCCAGCAUGAUGAAGGACUGCCUGCAGUUCCUUAUCGAGCCGGCCAAAAAGCUCAAGAUCCGACUCAAGGAGUCUCGUAAGCGAGUCAGGCUCGAGAAGAAGGAGCCGCUGCUGGAAAGUCAGUUAUUUAUUAUGGAGUUAGCUCGAGAACUCAACAAAAUCUGCCAGAGGUCAAACAUCCUGGGCCACAUCUGGACCAGCGAGGACAUCUGGCCAGCCAGCGUGUGUCGCGACUUUAUCGUGGAGUGGGCUGCGGUUUUGGAGAAGAGAGUCCAGCCGAGGAUCAUCCCGUCUGACUUCCAGUACGAGAGGCCGGAGAAGAAGGACUGGAAGGGUCACCUCCUCUGCAUGCUGGAGGCGGGAGGGGAGUGCGACAUGGGACCACACAAGAGGGUCAUCAUGGACUGGACCCGGGAGAUUAAAAGCAGACCUCAGCCGACCGUGUGGCCAGGUGAGCCCGUGCUCAUGAUGCUGGACGACCUGGAGUUCCAGUGGAAGAGGGGCCGUCUCCCCAACCUGCUCCCCGCCAUGGAGCUCGUCCUGCUGGCCGUGCUGAACGCAGACAGCCCCGUCAAGGAGGACGUGACUAAGCAGUGGCUGGUGGCGAAGCAGAGGAGCCAGAGGAUCGACGCUGUCCGCUACAUCCCCCACAGCGUGUGGAACUGGAUCUGUGAUGCAGCAGAGGACGUGACUCUGGACUCGGACUCAGCCAACCCAGACCUGAUCAUCUCCAGCGAUGAAAAACGGAUGCGUUGCGGCCUGGAGCGCCGCGAGGUCCCAUGGUGCCGGAGGCGCUUCGACGGCUGGUGGUGCGCCGCGGGCCAGGAGGGCUACGCCUCCGGACGUCACUACUGGGAGGUGGAGGUGGGCGAGCGGGACUGGCGGCUGGGGGUGGCGAAGGCGUCGGCCGUGAGGCAGGGCUUCCGCUCGCUCAACACAGACACGGGCUACCUGACCCUGCGUCUGGAGCGGGGCACCGAUCUGAAAGCCCUGACGGUGCCCGCCACGCCGCUGUCGCAGAGCUUGGCGCCCAGGAAAGUCGGGGUGUACCUGGACUAUGAGCAGGGCCAGCUGUCCUUCUACGACGUGGAGAAGCGCUCUCACCUGUACACCUUCAACGAGAAGUUCACAGAGGAACUGUACCCCGUGUUCGGGACUGUGGAGGUGGUCAAAGACCUGGCCAUCAGGCCCGCGGACGUCAGACAGCCGUGCCUCUGCCCCGGGCCCUGCCUCUGGAACUGAACUGCUUCUAACACACAUCACUUCUCAGUCCUGAUCCUCAGCGGCCGACAGAGUCUGUGCUUUUCCUCUGGUCAGUUGUUUAGUGAGUCGUGCUGGUUCUAGAUUCAAAGUCUUUCUGCCGGUUGCCUCGUGAGGUCAGGAACAAGAACCGCCAUCAUUCUGCAUUACACUUUGUGUUACUCGGCCUUCAUGGAGACGUACAGUGUUUGACUCUUUGUAUUGUAAAGAUGACUAUUUUAAUGCUGUCAGGUUAAAACCUCAAAAGCCAACAGCCUUGUUUUUAGCUGAACGACGUGUUUUUUUUUCACUGUCCAAUAAGAUUUGAAGGGAUUUAGGAAUCCACAUAUUUCUUUUAUUUAAAGGUUUUCACUCCAUAACAACAAUAUGGUUUUUGGUCUCAUUUUUUAUGACUAACUUCAGUAAUGUUAUAAAAGCAUGAAGGCGCUGUGCGACCAGCUACUUAGAGCCUCUGUGCAGUAACAGUGCAGCUGAUGAGGGCUUGCUAACAUGUGCAGGCAGAUAAUUAAAGACCAGGUUGACGCAUGUUAAGAGUUAAUUCUCACUCUGUUUGCUUCUUUGUUUCAAGCGUUCGUCAGGCAUGAGCUUGUGUUUGCAGCUGUGUUUCUGUUAAUGCGUACAAUAUAUAAAGAUGUUUUCUUUUUUCCUCCUCCCUAACGUCAAUAAAUGAAGUGUAAAUGCUC